CAUGGAUGUUUUACGAUCGCUGCUCACAGACGGUUACGUGAUAUCCGACAAGAAGAUAAUAUCUAACAAUAGGAUAAUCGACAACAAGUACAUAGAGAUAGGACAAAGCACCUAUACACUCCUGCAAGUUCUGUUUUAUAUGCAGCACGAGACGAGCCCGUUCGAGACAUAUGCCAAGCUUGCCAUGGAGAAUGAUAUACCGGCGGUAGACAGCAAAUUGAUGUACUACCUGUCAGAGAGCGUACAUCCCCUCGAGAAGUACAACAAGAACAAGUUUGAUCUGCGAUACGAUUUCAGGUUCAUUUUAAACCAUGUGGUACGUAAGGAGUAUGUGAUCCUUGUGCCUCCCUCCUAUGCAUCAAAGAUAAACAUUUUUAACUGUGUUGGCGUGUUCACAGCGGGCACAUUCAAAAACCCGCCACUGGACACCUCAACUAUACUCGUGAAUGAGCGCAGGCUGAAGAGAAAAAUGGAGAAAUGCACAGCCGAAUUUAUAUUUCUGGUCAAAUGGCACAACGCGAUAAAUGCAGACGUAGUUGCUGUGUUUCUGGAUGGAAGUGAGUGGCAAAUUAACUCGCUGCUCGACAUGUACAGGGACAAGUACGAAGAGACAGGUACAAACGAUAACUUUGGUGUUAAUCAACCAGAUGCGUUCUUCAGCAGGCAUCGUAGAUGGUCCUGUCCGGUUUACCUCGUGCACACGGCUGACCAGCGGAUCUGCAACACCAAUUACGAGUAUGAAGAUGUGCUUGUUGGAAACGAAACGAAGAAUUUGAGGCUGAUGGAUAGAAUUUGGGGAGAUAUCGAGAAUUAUUUGAAACGCUCAUCGUUUUAAAUAAAAAAUAAAUUUACUGUGAUCUUGGCA
Messenger RNA from Vavraia culicis subsp. floridensis, 865 nucleotides. RefSeq lists its product as uncharacterized. The transcript has a single exon. Lineage: Eukaryota; Fungi; Microsporidia; Pleistophoridae. The annotation marks the transcript as partial. The record is from RefSeq and is a predicted model, not a curated record.